Aspergillus candidus is the source of this 1750-nucleotide messenger RNA. RefSeq names its product COP9 signalosome complex subunit 1. Bases 212 to 1690 code for a protein of 492 amino acids. Lineage: Eukaryota; Fungi; Ascomycota; Eurotiomycetes; Eurotiales; Aspergillaceae. The transcript is spliced from 4 exons. Gene Ontology annotation, cellular component: COP9 signalosome. The record is from RefSeq and is a predicted model, not a curated record.
CCUGCCUACUUAUCACUCCCCGCUAUAUGGACCUGUUUUCCCGUCGGUUGUUCAUCUCCUCUUGACUCAACAGCACUGCCUGAUUCAUAUCCAUUCCGUAUUAGCUCAAGUCAUUAGAGAGCGCGUGAUUAGUUGUGCUCGUGGACAAUCCAUCGCAGGCUCGUUGAGGCGGUACUCAUAGCGAAGACGAGAAUACACAACGGCCUCCGAGAUGGAAAUAGGGGCAGAAGCGUUCGAUGCGUUUCCAUCCGGAACCUACCAGGGACAGCUUUCGAGCAUGGCAAGUACGGAUCUAGAGGCCUUGAACGGCAGUUUAGCACCGACCGGGCCGUUUGUGAGGGUAGAUGAUCCCCCAAAAUUUGAAUUGGAAUCCUACAUUGCGAACUACACUGGCCGGACCAGAUUUAAUCGCUUGUUUCUCAUCGGUACCUGUUCGACGUAUCUCGCUGUCGAGGCGCUCAAAGCUGCUAUUGCUGAGGCCAAGGCGGGCAAGGAUGUCGCGAGAUAUGAACGGGCUGUCAGGGCACUGGCUGAGGCUGCACCGAACGAGGCUGAAGCCGUACCCGAUGCGGACUGGAUGAAUCACCAGCGCAAGGUGGUCAAGGUCGAAACGGAUCGGUUGGAGCACGAGCUACGGGGAUAUAAAAAUAACCUCAUUAAGGAGAGUAUUCGGAUGGGAAAUGAGGAUCUCGGGCACCAUUAUCACCAGAUCGGUGACCUGGUCGCGGCAUCUAAGGCUUACUCUCGGAUGAGGGACUUUUGCACGACUCCGACCCAUAUCGCGUCGAUGCUGUUCAAGAUCAUCAACGUGGGGAUCGAGCGUGGCGACUGGUUGAGUGUCCAGUCCAACGUGCAGCGGUUACGCAACAUGCAAUCUAAACAGGAGGAGCAGAGCAAAAACCAGCCGAAGAUGUCGGCCGCUAUGGGUUUGUCUCAAAUACAUUCGGGGGCCUAUCUAGAGGCCGCGAACAGCUUCCUGGACACGGAGCCCAGUCUGGGAGACUCAUACAACGAGGUGAUCACUUCGAACGACGUGGCCGUCUACGGCGGACUGUGUGCGCUUGCAUCGAUGGACCGCCUCGAGCUCCAACGCCGCGUGCUGGAGAACAACGCGUUCCGCAAUUUCCUCGAGCUAGAGCCCCACAUCCGCCGCGCCAUUUCCUUUUUCUGCAGCUCCAAGUUCCGCCCGUGUCUGGAGAUCCUCGAGUCCUACAAGACUGACUACCUCCUCGACAUUCACCUCCAGCGCCACGUCAGCACACUGUUCACGCAGAUCCGCACCAAGUCCAUCCAGCAGUAUCUCGUCCCGUUCAGCCGCGUCACGCUGGAUUCCAUGUCCAAGAUCUUCGCGCCGGGGGUCGCCUCGGGCCAGACGAACCAGAUCGACUCCUCGUCGCCAUUUGUGCAGGAGCUAAUCACGUUGAUCCAGGAUGGCACGCUGGAGGCGCGCAUCGACCUGGAGAAGAUGGUGCUCGUGUCCAACCAGGUCGACCUGCGGAUAGAGGUGCAGCAGGCCACGCUCAACAGCCUGGAGAGCUACCUGCAGGAGGCACACCUGCGACUGCUGCGAACCAACAUGAUCCGCUCGGGGCUGGAGGUGCGGCCGCUUGAAGAACGCCGACACAAGACGGAGGAGCGGAGCGCCAAAUCGACAGGACUGGGAGGGCGGAUCCGGGGGGUAUUCCAAUAGGAUGUACAUAGAUCGGCCCGGGUGAGGUAUACAGACGAGGCUUAUGACUAGAAACUUGAU